UAUUGGCUUUUACUUAACCGGAAUAGAUCUUUAUGUAGAUAUUCUAGUAAAACAUAAAGGGCAUUACAGAAGUGAGAGAAAUUUUGAGAUUACGGGAAGGGCUCACUACGAAGGCGUAUGCGAUUUGCUUCUUUCAUGCGCGAUAGCAGAAUUUCGUGAUCAAUCUGAAGUCGAAUACUCUCUUACUGCUAAUUGAGAAAAUUGGUGAACUUUUAGGACUUAUACCAGAACGAAGUUCUGGCGAUUCGCAAAUGAUCGUAACAUGGUCCGAGUAUAGUCGUAAAAAAUCUAAAAAACUCUGGGAAAAAAAAACGUGUCUUAGAGAUCAAGCAAAAACGAUGAUCUCUAAAAAGGAAAAUGUCGAUAAAUUGCAAAAGAAAUUAACCAUAGAACUUGCCGUUUUCGUCGACGAAGUAGCAUAUUAUACGUCCAUGAUGAUUGUGGAGCACAAUGACGAUAAGUUACAGAAUAUGAUAUCAGACUAUGUGGAUCGUAUCCAGGCUGCCUUUAAUCGUCCGAAUUUGGAUGUUUUUAUAAACAUCACGUUGAUACGUUUAAUUAUGCUCAAAGAACAGCCAUCAAAUUUGCCAGUUUCUGACGGCAACGCUGGCCAACUGCUCCCUUCGUUCUGUGCAUACGCGAAUUCUUUAAAUUCUUCAGACGAUAACGAUGCGUAUCACUGGGACAUUGCUCUUUAUUUAACCGGAAUAAAUCUUUGUGAAAAUACUAUAGUACAAUAUGGAUAUGAUUACGAAAUAAUAAAGGAUUAUACUAUUACAGGAAAAUCCUAUCACAAUGGCGCAUGCUUUGCGCGUUUUUCUUGCGCAAUAGUAGAAUUCCGUGAUCCAUCGAUAAUCACAUCAUCUGUUGAUGCUGUUUAUAAUAUCGGCAAUCUUUUGUGAUUAACACAAGAGCGAAGUUCUAGCGAUUUGGAAAAGAACAUAACAUGGUCGGAAGAUAGUCGUAACAAAAUAAAAAAACCUCUGGAAAAAAAAAUAUGUCUUAGAAAUCAAGCAAAAAUGAUGAUCCUUAAAAAAGAAACCUCUAAAAAAGAAAACAUCAAUAAUGAUAAUACUCGAAAAAAUUCAACUAUAGAACUGGCCGUUUUCGUCGACGAAGCAGCGUAUCAUAUGUACAUGCCUAUUCUGGACAAUGAUGAGGAUAAGUUACACAAUAUGAUAUUAGACUAUGUGAAUCGUAUUCAAGCUGCCUUUAAUAAUUCGAGUUUGGCAGUUUUUAUCAAUAUUACGUUAAUAAAUUUGCGUAUUUGGAGAAAUCAGCCGUCAAAUUUACCAGUUUCUGACGGCAACGUUGUCGAACUGCUCUCUUCGUUCUGCACGUACGCAAAUUCUCUAAAUUCUCCGGAUGAUAUUGAUCCGAAUCACUGGGAUAUUGCUCUUUACUUAACCGGAGUAAAACUAUAUGAAAAUGUUAUGGUAAAAUUUGAAUCGCAUUAUCGAAUAGAGAAGAAUUAUAAUAUUACGGGAAGAGCCUACCACGAUGACGCAUGCGAUCCGCUUUUCUCUUGCGCAAUAGUUGAAUUCCGUAAUUCAUACGAAAUCACAUCAUCUGUUGAUGCUGUUUAUAAGAUCGGCAAUCUUUUAGGAUUGGGAUUAACAAAAGAGCGAAAUUCUAGCGAUUUGGAAAGGAAUAUAACAUGGCCCGAGUAUAAUCGUAAUGAAAUGGAAACAUUAUGGGAAAGAAAAACAUGUCUUAGAGAUCAAGCAAAAACGAUGAUCUCGAAAAAGAAAAAUGUCGAUAAUUCGCAAAAAUAAUUAACCAUAGAACUUGCCGUUUUCUUCGAUAAAGCAGCGUAUCAUAUGUACAUGCCUAAUCUGGACAAUGAUGAGGAUAAGUUAAACAAUAUGAUACUAGCAUACGUGAACCAAAUUCAAGCUUUCUUGCAUCAUUCAAGUUUCGGUGCUUCUGUUGAUAUAUCGUUAAUACGAUGGGAAAUUAUGAAAGAACAAUUGUCAAUUUUGUCAGAUGUUGUCGACAAGAAAGAUGAAGGAUUGCUCUCUUCGUUCUGCGAAUACGCGACAAAUCAAAAUCCUCCAAAAGACAAUGAUCCCGAUCACUGGGACAUUGGCCUUUACCUAACCGGAAUAGAUCUUUAUAAGAUAAAAAACGCACAAAAAUCAUAUGGCACCAUAGGAAGGGCUUAUAUCAAUCACUCGUGUACCCACUAUUUGUCGUGCGUCGUAGUAGAAAUCGGUACUACAAAUAAGAUCACACUCUCGGGUUUUGCGACGUCUCUUACUGCUGCUCAUGAAAUCGGCCAUCUGUAUGUUUAUGUAUAUCACU
This is a messenger RNA of Linepithema humile (Argentine ant), 2304 nucleotides long. The record is from RefSeq and is a predicted model, not a curated record. Lineage: Eukaryota; Metazoa; Arthropoda; Insecta; Hymenoptera; Formicidae.